AUGAAAUAAUAUAUACUUUGGAUUUCAAUAUUGUUUUAUAAUGGAUAUUGUGAGAGUGUUUCAGAUUUCUAAGGGAAGGCAUUCAAGUUUACAAAUAAGCAGAGCUGUAAAUAAAUGUGAAUUUAUUAUUGAUAGAAAUUUAUAAAGUAAAUGUUGGAUUGCCAGAAGAUUAAAUGGAUUUAGGAUUGAUUUCAUCUUAUGGAGAUUUUAAUGGAGAUAAAGCGUAAGUUUAUAUGAUAAAAUUAGUGUAGAUGUUGUAAUAGUUGAUUAGAAGAGUAAUAAUAUAAUUAUAUUGUAUUGGGAUAAUACAUUAAAUGAAUUUGAAUAAAAAAAUGUUUGUUAAAGUAGUUGUUAUCCAGUUAAAGAUAUCAUAAUAUAAGGGACAAUUCCAUUAGAUUAUGAUUAUGAUGGCUAUUUAGAUAUAUUAGUAGUUUUAGGAAAUGAUGAAGGAUUUACAAUUAAUAUAUUAAGAUAGACUGAAAUAAAGAAUGGUUAUCCAGUGUUUGAAGUAAUGCAAGAGAAAUAUUCAUCAUCAUCCUAUCCAUUUGUAGGAGAUUUCUUUGGUAAUCACAAGUAAAGUUUAAUUAAUAAUAUAAUAGAACAUCUAUUAUGAUUACUACAGAUACUUAAAGAUUAGUAGUUUAAUAUGGAUUAUAAUAACCAACUGAUUUUCUUGAUCUUGUAGAUUAAGGUUGUUCAAUAAAAGAUUAUGAAAAAACAAUAAGUGCAUAAUUAUUAAAUCCACAUUUUAGUUCUUUUGUUGAUGUAAGUUCUGAUUGUAGAGCAGAUUUAAUAAUAACAUCUGAAUUGGGUAUUGAAUAUUGGUAUACUAAAUAUGUAUCUACUGUUGUUGCUGAAAGUACAGAUUAAUUAUUAAAUAAAUAACCAAGAUUUUGUUUAUAGAUAAUAGAUUCAUUUAUUAAUGGAGCUGAAUUAAAGACUCUUGAUUUUGUGGAUAUUAAUUUUGAUGGAUCUAUAGAUAUGAUUUAUGUUUUCUAAAGAAAUGAUCUCUAAAAUUUAGUAAUUAAUUAUAAUCAAUAUGAAAAUCCUAAUAAUCCUCCAAAUUUAUGUUAAUCAAAUACAAAAGAUUCAGAUAAAUAAAUGGCAUAUCCAUAUUCUCCAUUUAGUCUAUUAGGAACAAAUACAAAAUUGGUUACUCCAUUAAGUAAUGGAGAUUAACCAAUUAAAUUAUAUGAUUAUAAAAAUCUAGAUUUAUCAUUAGCUUUAGCACCUUUUCUAAGAUUUGGUGAUUAUUUAGCUAGUGGUUAUCCAGGAGCAUUCAUGAUCAUUUAUAAUGAAACUACUUACAAACCUAAUAUAUAUUAUCUUAAAAAUGUACCCAUAAGUACUGAUUGUGAAUUAGAAUCAAGAAUGUGUAGAUAAUUAAUAGUGGAUAAUGAUCCUGGAGAUCGUUUUUAUUUAAUUACAGAGAUGGAAGGGAUUAAUGUAGCCUUUUUUGAUUUUGGAGAAAAUGGAAGAUUAGAUUUCUUAGUAAAUAGUAUCUCUAUGGAUGAAGAUUAAAAACCAAGAUACAAUUUAGCAGCAUUUUAUAAUUAUAUCUCUUUAGAUGCUUUCUUUUUAAAAUCAUUAGGUAUUAAUGGACAAUGUGCAGCUGAUGAAGAAAGUAAGAUUACAUGUUAAGGUUCAUUGUAUUAUGGAGCCACUUAUUAAUUCAGAGUAACUGAUAUUAGUGGAUCCUAUAAACCAGCUGCAGGAAUUCAAUUAUAUUAAUCUGCUUAUUCUCCAUUGUAAUUACCUUAUUCUUAUAUGGGAUUGGGUAGAACCAAUAAUUAUAUAGAGAAUUUUUACUUAGGUAUACCAUUAUUAGAUGGACAAAUUAGAUAAUGGACUCCUAUCAUUCCUAAUUCUUAAUUAAUUGUUUCACCAUUUACUGAUAAUACGAAAUCGUAAUUUAUAUAUAUAUAUAAUUAGAUGGACAUUAUCAAUAUUUAUAGAACCAACUGAAGCAAUUUUAGUUGUUGUAAUAGUAACUAUAAUAAUACUAUUUGUUCUUGGUGGCAUAAUUAUUUGGAAACACAUUAAAGAGAAGGAAGAUGAUAAAAAAAAUUAGGAAUAGUUUUUUUAAAUGUUUAGAUGA
This is a messenger RNA of Paramecium pentaurelia, 2098 nucleotides long. The record is from the annotation of a GenBank genome assembly. Lineage: Eukaryota; Ciliophora; Oligohymenophorea; Peniculida; Parameciidae.